ACAACUUUAGUCUCAUCUCUCACUUCUCUCUCUCUUCUCUCUCUCAAACUUUCACUCUCACCAUUAUUACUGGCUCUUCACUAGUCCCUCUCACUUCAUUUAUACCUCCCCUGAAUCCACCCUGGACGCCCAAGAUCCUCUAUCCUCCUACUCCCCCUUUUCAAAGCCCACUAUUCCACUCCUUCCUCCCUACUUCAAUAAAUACUCAAAACUCUUCCUUCAAAGUUCUACUUGUACCCCCACUUCUCCAUUUUCACUCCUCUCUUCAUGCCAACUGACAUGGAACCUAAUGGGCAUAGGAAAAUGAGGAGAAGUCAUCUUACUGCUCAAGAAAGUAGCAGUUUGAACUUGUCAGAAGUUAUUGAUGAACUUGAUCCUUGGACUGCAUGGGCUUACAGACCUCACACCAUUAAACUUUUAUUUAUAGGCACAUGUUUUCUAAUUUGGGCAAGUGGAGCCCUUGAUCCAGAUAACACUUCAUCUGGUGAUCUUGUGACCUCUGUGAAAAGGGGGAUAUUUGCGAUGAUUGCAGUUUUUCUUGCUUAUAGCUUACUUCAAGCGCCUGCAACGGUUCUUAUAAGGCCGCAUCCUGCAAUUUGGCGCUUGGUUCAUGGACUGGCAGUUGUUUACCUUAUUUCUCUUACAUUUUUACUUUUCCAGAAGCGAGAUGAUGCUCGACAGUUCAUGAGAUUUCUGCAUCCUAAUCUUGGUGUUGAACUUCCUGAAAGAUCAUAUGGAUCAGAUUGCCGCAUUUAUGUGCCAGAGAAUCCCUCGAGCAGGUUUAAGAAUGUUUAUGAAACCUUGUUUGAUGAAUUUGUGCUUGCUCAUAUCUUUGGUUGGUGGGGAAAAGCCAUAAUGAUCCGCAAUCAACCUCUUUUAUGGGUUUUGUCAUUUGGGUUUGAGCUAAUGGAGCUCACUUUCCGCCACAUGUUGCCAAACUUCAAUGAGUGCUGGUGGGAUAGUAUUGUUUUGGACGUUCUAGUAUGCAAUUGGUUUGGCAUAUGGGCAGGCAUGCGUACUGUUCGAUACUUUGAUGGGAGAACAUAUGAGUGGGUCGGAAUUAGUCGACAACCAAAUAUCAUUAGUAAAGUAAAGCGAACAUUGGGACAAUUCACACCAGCACAAUGGGAUAAAGAUGAGUGGCAUCCUUUACUUGGUCCAUGGCGAUUUGUUCAAGUUCUUUUUCUUUGCAUUGUGUUCUUGACAGUGGAGCUCAACACAUUCUUUCUCAAGUUCUGCCUCUGGAUUCCUGCUCAAAACCCCUUGAUUGUGUAUAGGUUAAUUUUGUGGUGGCUAAUUGCUAUACCAACAAUUCGUGAAUAUAACUCAUUUCUACAAGACCGAACUCCAGCAAAAAAGUUGGGAGCAUUUUGUUGGCUCUCCAUUGCUGCAUGCAUAGUGGAACUCCUCAUAUGUAUCAAAUUUGGUAACGGUCUGUAUCCAAAUCCAAUGCCUAGGUGGUUGGUAACAUUCUGGAUAUCUGUUGGGGUUGCUUUGGUGGUUUUUCUGAUUGUAUGGUCAUGGCAACUGCAUAAAGCCUUGGAGCAAAAGAAGCUCUGAUCUUGCCUAUUCAGUGUUUGGUAAAAUUAAUUUUUGAGUACUUCUAAAUCAAUCAAUCCUGCUCAUAUUUUUCAUAUUCAUAAUUUAUAAAUGCCUAUGCUUUCAUUUCAAUGGACUUUCCUGUGUAUAAAACUGUUCUUUCUUUAUAUUGUUUGACGCAGGCUUUUGAAUUAGCUGCAUUUAUCAUUUACCCAGUUUGCAAAUCUUUCUUAACUUGGCUUGCUGAAAGCCAACAUAAGCAUUCUCACAUUCUCUUGA
This is a messenger RNA of Vitis vinifera (wine grape), 1818 nucleotides long. RefSeq names its product CDP-diacylglycerol--serine O-phosphatidyltransferase 1. Lineage: Eukaryota; Viridiplantae; Streptophyta; Magnoliopsida; Vitales; Vitaceae. The record is from RefSeq and is a predicted model, not a curated record. The transcript has 13 exons. Gene Ontology annotation, molecular function: L-serine-phosphatidylethanolamine phosphatidyltransferase activity. Gene Ontology annotation, biological process: phosphatidylserine biosynthetic process. The coding region runs from base 268 to 1560 and encodes 430 amino acids.